GUUUCUUCUCCUCUCUAGUUUCUACAAACAAGAAAAAAAAUGGACAGUGCAACAAGAAGAGGGCCUUUUUGUUAUACUGCUUUACAAAGGAAGAGUAGCCUCACAAGUCUUUCUUCUUCUUCAAUGUCAUCUCCAAGAUUUGCUGGUGGAAGAAAGUACUAUGAUACUACUAGAUUUCAACAACCCCAUUUCUUGGAUGCUUGUUUUCUUUGUAACAAACCACUUGGUUAUAACAGAGACAUUUUCAUGUACAGAGGGGAUACUCCAUUCUGUAGUGAAGAAUGCAGACAAGAACAGAUAGAUAUGGAUGAAGCAAAAGAGAAAAAAAUAAAUCUUUCAGCAUCCAAGGCUUUGAGAGAAAAGGACCAGACUACUUCUCCCAAAAAUUUCCAUUUUCCCAGAGGCACAGUUGCUGCUGCUUGAGUCAAUAAA
This is a messenger RNA of Solanum verrucosum, 432 nucleotides long. RefSeq names its product FCS-Like Zinc finger 1-like. The transcript is spliced from 2 exons. NCBI's taxonomy places the organism in Eukaryota, Viridiplantae, Streptophyta, Magnoliopsida, Solanales, Solanaceae. Gene Ontology annotation, molecular function: zinc ion binding. The record is from RefSeq and is a predicted model, not a curated record. Gene Ontology annotation, biological process: regulation of DNA-templated transcription. The coding region runs from base 40 to 423 and encodes 127 amino acids.